This is a messenger RNA of Tripterygium wilfordii, 1932 nucleotides long. Its product is annotated as cyclin-H1-1. Gene Ontology annotation, molecular function: cyclin-dependent protein serine/threonine kinase regulator activity. Lineage: Eukaryota; Viridiplantae; Streptophyta; Magnoliopsida; Celastrales; Celastraceae. Gene Ontology annotation, biological process: regulation of cyclin-dependent protein serine/threonine kinase activity; regulation of transcription by RNA polymerase II. The transcript has 16 exons. Bases 437 to 1447 code for a protein of 336 amino acids. The record is from RefSeq and is a predicted model, not a curated record. Gene Ontology annotation, cellular component: nucleus; transcription factor TFIIK complex.
CACUUCAAAGAAGAUUUACGCAGCUAGCCCUGAAUUUCCCAUACCUAUCUUCUUCAUCCAUUGGUGCAAUCGAUUCGAUUGGGCGAGUAAUCUUUCAUCUUGCAGGCUGUUCUGGUUCGAAUCUGUCUGCUGGUAUUCGAAUCUGGGAUCGAAUUCGCGGGCCGUAUCGCAAAGGACUUCACGGUUGUCGUUACAGCUUCAUCCCGUCUUGUCUUUUCGCCCUUUCGAUUCUCUGCUGCUGGUCGACUCAGCUUAAUUUGUCAUAGAACCUGCACGUCGAGAUCGACGUUAUAGAUUGUGAUUGAUCUGGGAAUCUGUUAAGAGAAAAUGGUGCAGAUGCUCUAAGAAGUACUCUGUGUAUACUUCUCUGUAUUCUCAUUGCACGCACCGCAUAAAAUUUUCAAAUCGAGUUAGGGAUAUCGCUAAUCGGAGUAGCAUGGCUGAUUUCCAGACCUCGACUCAUCGAGCCAAAUGGGUCUUCACGCCUGAACAGCUGGCGAAGAAGUAUAAAGCCGCCAAUCAGAAAGCCAUAGAGACACUGGAGAAGUGUGGAUCGACACGAUUUGAGGUAGAUGCUGAUGGGUCGAUGUCAUUCCCAGAUUCCAAAAAUAAUAAAAGAGAUAAUGCUGAAAAGCAUUCUCGUCCAAAGCCCCUUAAUAUUGAUGAGGAGCGGAUAAUGCGAGUAUAUUAUGAGUACAAAAUUCGUGAAGUAUGUGACGCCUUCUACUUUCCUCAUAAAAUCCAGGCAACAGCCCUCAUAUACUUUAAAAGGUUUUAUCUGCAAUGGUCGGUCAUGGAACAUGACCCCAAACAUGUAAUGUUGAGUUGUGUAUAUGCUGCUUGUAAGGUAGAAGAAAACCAUGUAUCAGCAGAGGAGCUUGGGAAAGGGAUCUCACAGGAUCAUCAAAUGAUUCUCAAUUAUGAGAUGGUCGUUUUUCAGAGUUUGGAAUUCGAUCUUAUUGUUUAUACACCAUAUCGCUCUGUUGAAGGUUUUAUCAAUGAUAUAGAGGAAUUCUCCCAUAUAGAGGGCGAACAGAUUCAGAUGCUGAAGGAUUUUCAUAGAACUGCAAUUGCAGAAGUUGAUAAAAUCAUGUUCACUGAUGCGCCACUUCUAAUCCCUCCUGGACAGUUGGCACUGGCUGCUUUGCGUAGCGCAAAUAAGGUGCAUGGGGUGGUCGACUUCGAAAGAUAUUUGAGUAACAUCCUCUCGCGUCAGAAUUCUGAACACACUAUUUCCGAGCUGUCCGGAUCUUUUGACGCGAUAGAUUCUUGGGUAAGUAAGUAUCAGUUCCCCUCUGGAAAGGAAUACAAGCACAUCGGUCGGAAACUAAUGUCAUGUUGGGGUCAAAGCUCACAUGACGAGAGUAAGAGGAAGGAGAAGAAAUCGAAGCAUAAGUCCCGAAAGAGUUCAAGUGAGAUGCAAAAUGGGUCUGAUCUUGCAGAAUAAAUAGCAGAGCGUUAUGAUUCAUGGCUGUACUAACUUUUCUGGGCCGUGAUUACAGGUAAAUGGACCUUGAUCUUUUGCGUUUGAAGUGGAUUGGCAUGUGGUAGAAAUUUAUGGCCGCCAAAGAGAAAUGUUCAUGCUACCACAUGUACAUGUAGGGAUGAUACAGGAUAUUUUGAUAUGUUGUGUUCCCAGGUGAAAGAGAGCAUAUUCUUAGGGAGCCUCCCAACGUUUUUUCUCCAGGAUUCAUGAAUUUUAUGGAGUGCACAGCAUGAUUCAACCAAUUCUGAGAGGAGAAAAAGAAAGAAUCUUGGUUUAAAAUAAUUUGCUUUGGAACCCUUUUUUCAAAAAUGUUGGGGAUCUCAGUUAUCCAGGUAAUCAAUCUUGAUCAUUGAUUGAUGUAAAUGUAAGGGGUCCACAAAACUUAAAGUAUAUCAAUCCAGGGAUAUAAUUGAUUAUUGGGACAAUUGAUCUCUCUUUUACUAAGA